UGUGUGUGUGGAGGAGGAGCUCUGGAGAGUUCUCCAGCGCGCGGAGCUGAUCUUCAGUUCAGUCCGUGAUCUGUGGAGAUGUUGGAUCAUCAGUGUGUGUCUCCGGUCAUCGAGGUCUUUAUUCCGUCUCUCAUGAGGGAAGUGGACGAGACGGGAAAAUUGCGCAAACUCUUCAGGUUGGAGAUUCUCUUCAAUGGAAGGAAACACUUUGUUUUGCGGCGACACUGUGAUUUUCAGACGCUCCACCGGAAACUGAAGAAGAUUCUGCGAGCUCCUGAUUUCCCCGGCAAGAGAAACCAGCACCUGCGAACCAAACCACUGGAGCAGAGACGACAGGAACUGGAGGACUACAUCCAGGAGAUUCUGUAUCGUUCUGACGCUGUUCCUCAAGAGCUCCUGGAUUUCCUGCAGGUCAAACAUUUUCAUUCGGCGAGCAAAAACUGCAGCUCUGAUGAAAACCAAUCAGAUGACUGUCAAGAGCAGGGAUACAGUUUUAAGUUAUUCAGUCAGCGAGUAGUUGGUUUCUCGGCUGACCCAUACCAGCUUGAAUCCAGAUCAGACCUCCCUGAUAUCGUGGUGGCCGGCGUCCUGCAGGGUUUGUACCCCAGAGACGUCAGAGUGAGUUUCAAAAAGAGCUGUGGUAAACCCAGCAGCAUCACCUGUGCACCGGAGCUGCCCGUGCAUCCCAAAAUCCCCACUAUUACCAUAAACAGAAGCAAUAUCAGCUCACUGCCAGAGUCACAGAGAAGAUGAGUGCAGUCACUGCACUGUUGCCUGGCAACUCCAUCUGCUUCGCAUGUUUAUGUCGACUGAAUUUUUCAUCAAUAGGCUUGUCAUAUUUUAUCAUGUGAAUCUCACAAAAACUGUCUAGGUCAUUUUCAUCUCAAAAGCUUAGUUAAAAAAUAAAAGACAUAUUUCGAAAGUCAACUUUACCAUGCACAUUAACUAGAUUUAAAUGUAAAUAUUUAAAGCAAUUAUUCAUCAUUGCAAUAUGUUGUACUGAAUUUAAUUUGAUAAUUUUAGUUUAUUUUUACCAUAUAAAAAUCAAGUUUUUGUGCAAAAAUCUAAAAAGACAUGUAAUUUUUUUUUUUUUGCAUUUUAGUAUUCUCUUCAUUUUUUUAGACGCCAUGCCAAACAUAAAAGGCACAAAAAUAUAGAUUUAAAUUUAAAUAAAAUCCAGAUGCAGUCAUAUAUCGUUGCAAUAUGUUGUAUUUAAUUUGAUUUAUACUUUUUUUUUUUUUUUUCCUUUACCAAAAUCUAAUUUGUGCAUAUUUUUAUUGUCAUAAACAAAUUUUAAUGGUCCUAAAAAUAUUACAUUUAAG
Molecule: messenger RNA, 1322 nt
Organism: Carassius auratus (goldfish)
Lineage: Eukaryota; Metazoa; Chordata; Actinopteri; Cypriniformes; Cyprinidae
Product: sorting nexin-24-like
Exons: 6
Coding region: 79-753 (224 amino acids)
Molecular function (GO): phosphatidylinositol phosphate binding
Source: RefSeq, a predicted model, not a curated record